GGUAUAUUACGCAUGCGCAGUUGCCACUUUCCAAUUCGAUACUUAAAAAUUCUAAACUUCAGCACGCAGGAGGCUCCGCCGCCCGAAAAGCACCAAAGUCGCGAGCGUCCACGCUCAGCGGUGACCAACGAGAGCAGCGACGAUGGAGGAGGAAGGUCAAAUAAACGUCAAAGCUCUGCGGGCCAAGUUUCAAGAGGAAGCUCUUCUGGCUCAGUCCAAAAGCACUCGACCCGCCGUAGCGGAAAAACCCAAAAUCCUUCCUCCUGCUGGAGGACACUGCAGCUCAGUGGUUGGCAGUCUCAACGUUGCCGCAGAGAACAAGACAAGUGUGGUUCCCCGAGUUAUCUUCAGGGAUGAACUGCGAGCUUCUGGGGGGAAACGGACCAUUUCAUUUCCACCACCACCGCCGCGGAUCUCCCCGUCUUCUCGGCCCGCGAGCGCAGACGGCGCAAAAAAGCAGUCCUUCAAAGAGCGACGCAUGCCGAGAGUGCUUCCUGUCCUGUGUGCCAAAGAGCACAAGAGUGACCCGCAAGCCGCAACAGCAUCUCGACAAGAACAAGAGCCGGCGAAAGAAAACAUCCCGCAAAUAAAACCCAGGAAGAAUAAUUUGCUGCUCGCUUUGAAGCCGCUGAAAGUGUCAAAGUUUAGCACAGAAAGUGAAGAGGAACCCACAUAUGCUGAAUUGACCAGCAGGCCUUCCAGCGCUCCUGGCGAGCUGCCCUCCGUGCCGAAGCGGACGUCGGACGACGGCGUUUGGCUCCACGGAGACCAGUUAAGCGCGGAGUGGCGCCUCUCCAGUCCAAACGUCUCGGUCACUCCUCCGUCAGCAGAGGGCAGCGUUGACUCUGACAGUCGCGUCAUCAGCACCUUCGAGAGGGCCAAGAAGAAGUUCUCCCGCCGGCACGUAUCGAUUUCCAGCAAACCAAAAAGUCUGCGUUCCCCCGACGUCGGAUCGAGCGAGUGGGCGUUCCCUCCGCCGCUGAAGGACCCGCAGAACGUGGAGCCCGACCUACCGCCGCUUCCUCCGCCGCCCGUCGCUCUCCCGCACCUGUCUUGCAUCUCUGCCCGACCUUUCUCCAAAGUCACCAACUCUGCCCGAAAGCCUGCAUUUAUGAAGCAGUGUCGCCCGGAUAAAGCCGAAGCUCCUCCUGCCGCUGCUGGACUUCCUUCCCACCCAUCUCCUCAAAAGAAUCCUCUGCCGGACUUGGGGUCACUCGGGGCAAAACCAGGAAAGCCUCCCAGACCUCCAUUAGUCGCUCUCAGACAUUACCGCCAGCCUUCAAUUCGCGAGGCGAUAAAAGAUAUCAGCCAAGAGCCAGCCACGGGUCUGGAGUCCGAAAGGCCGAUCUCCGGCGCUGUCCCGGAUGCUCCCGUCUUUCCGGACUUUGAGAAUCCAGAGAUGGAGCCCACGGAGAGCGAAGCUGUAGAUAUUGCUGCGUUGGACCUCGAGGUUCUGGAUUUGAGAGGUCUUGGCUCUCCGCCUCCUGCGCCCACCGACCCUGGACCUCCACAAUCUGACGCGUGUUCUCCGGCGGGAACCGACGAAAGCUGCGUCGUCCGCCGGCUGCGACUCGGCAGUCGGAACGGAAUAGCUCCUCGUUCGGCCGUCUUCCCUGAGCCGUCAAACGUGACCGGGUGCGUCACACCGGACCGGGGCGUUCCGAGCGAGGACGCCGAUGAGGCUGAACUGUCGGCUGCCGAGUCCGCCCGAGACGAGAACGAGCUCGGUCUCCGAGCCGUGGCGACUCGCGAUGGGAUUUGCGCACAGACGAGUGAACGAGACUAUGAGUGUGAAAAUGUUUAUGAAGAUGUGGAAAACCUCAACAAAUUCUUCGUGUGCCAAAACUCGCACAAGCAAAAAGGCAACCCGAAGAAUCCAUACGCUGACGGCAACCCUCCUGCGAAAGAGGAGGCGGCGGCGGCGCUUAACAUUUGGCCACGGAAUCCAUGGGGCAGCGUCUCAGGAGAACAUCCAUCCCAUAAUCAGGUCUCCAGCCCCAACACGGCUGCCUAUAAGGAACGCAAGAAGAGGGAGAAGCACCGCCUGGAGAAGGAGAAAAAGGAGCAAAAGGAAAGGGAGAAGAGAGAAAAUGAAAUGAAAAAGAAAUUUAAAGUGACGGGCGACGAGGAGCCGAUGUACCACGCCAAGGUGAUGGUGGCCAGCAAACUCCGCAAGAACGACCUUCCUGUCAAAAGCGGGGACACCGUCAGCAUCAUCCGAACUACCAACUGCCCCAAAGGCAAAUGGCUGGCACGGGACGCGGGCAGAAAAUACGGUUACAUCUCGGUGAUGAACGUGGAGCUUAAUAUCAGGGAGAUGCUGGAACUGGGCAAAAAGGCCCAAGCGGCCGGACGGGCUCCCAACGUGGACGGUGACACCAUCAGCGUCGGCAGCAGAUCUUCAAGCCAUCUUGUGGUCACAAGCAGUUUCACCGAUGACAGCGAGGAGUGGGCCUGCGACGACGAGACGCUGCCAGCCAUCUACGACAGCCACUUUCCCCAUCAAGCAACGUCAGCGCCUGAAACACCAGCUGACCUCGCUGACACUCGGCGCACGUUGAGCGACGCCAACUUUGAGGAUCAGCACACACAGACAAGACACCAAGCCCUGCAGAAGCUGGCCAUCUUCUUCGAACACGCCAAAGACGAUUUUGGCGACUUUCCUGAUAGUGGCGCUCCCACUCCGACUAAUGCCGAGCCGACAAGCUUCUUGUGUGCUGUCGAGGAGCUUCCUUAUCCCGAACAGGAAGUGGACCUCUCCGAGCUGGAACUUAUUCCUCCGCCGCCUCUGUACGCCGACACCGUCUGAGAACAUCCGUCAUAAUUUGAAACGGUCCACUUGAUGAUGUGGCGUGUAUCCAUAACUGGAAGAAAAGCCGUCCCUCCCCAAUUUAAAAAAAACAAAAAAAAAAAAAAAAAAGCCUGAAUGACGCUACUAUUUUCUUUCGCCUUAAGCUGUACGUGUGGCUGUUUUCACUUUUAUUUAUUAAUAGCACAUCUGGAUCACGUUGCUUCUUUCGUAUUACGGAAGACGAUUUUGUUGUAGCACGAUGCAAAGCCCACGACUCCUCACAAGCGCAAGAUGAAGCGAGUCUUUUUCUUGCCCAUGUUUUUCUGUUUGCGUCUGAAAUGUAAUAA
This is a messenger RNA of Syngnathoides biaculeatus (alligator pipefish), 3138 nucleotides long. RefSeq lists its product as uncharacterized. Gene Ontology annotation, cellular component: plasma membrane. Gene Ontology annotation, biological process: protein localization to plasma membrane; integrin-mediated signaling pathway; T cell receptor signaling pathway. The transcript is spliced from 19 exons. NCBI's taxonomy places the organism in Eukaryota, Metazoa, Chordata, Actinopteri, Syngnathiformes, Syngnathidae. Gene Ontology annotation, molecular function: protein binding. The coding region runs from base 143 to 2809 and encodes 888 amino acids. The record is from RefSeq and is a predicted model, not a curated record.